ACUGUCGAAUAACAAAUCCUUUCGUAGUUUCGUUGUUUGUUUAGCCCGUGGUGGAAUGGGCCGAAACUUGAUUUGCCAAAAUAAAGAGAUUAAUAAACCAAGACAAAAGAAUGGGCUCAAAUUAGUUGAGCCCAAUCUUUCAAUGAUGCCAUAUUUUUCUUCUUCUUCUUCAGUUCUUCUACCUGCCGAGGAUAUUUGAAUUCUAAUGGCGUGGAAAGGGACAUUUUUACGGUGACCAUCACUAACCCGAAACUGGAGAGGGACAGCCAGACAGACUGUGACACCUUAAACAAAUACAACAUGGAAAUGAAAUGAGGUUGUCGUGAUUCAUGUGUCGACGACCCAGACGAGCAAUAAACAAUCAAUCAAAAUGAAACGACGGAAGAAAAGAUUCGGAUCGAGGAUUACGACAUGAAACUCCACCGUUAAUGGUGGUUGUGCUUGGCACUUGGCAGCUUGAUGCUAUUGCUACCCACCGCCGUCCACCUACCGCAAAUCGACCUCUCCCCCCCAAAAAACCCCAACGCCAAUUUCCACUCGGAGGAACCAAUAUGACGAUUCCUCGCGGUGGUUCGCCGUGGGCAGAUCUCCCCGAGGAGAUGCUGGAAGCCAUCGGCAGCAGCAUCGACCGACCCAUCGACGUCCUCACCUUCCGCUCCGUUUGCUACUACUGGCGCUCCGCCGUCCCCGCCCCUGCCUUCGACCGACUGAUUCCGCCCCUGGAAGUCAGGCUCCCUUACCCCGGUGACGUCCACGGCGUCCUCGCUCCCUCCGCCAUGUGCUGUGUGGAGUUUCAGCCUCCUCCGAUUCCCAAUGGCGAUUCGAUUUCAAAUUCAACCUCCCCCGCCGGCGGCGACGCACCGCGGGGAGGCGGCGGUUGGCUGAUCAAGGUCGAAGAAACCUCCCGCGGCAAGCUGCAGCUUCUGAACCCAAUCUCCAACCUCAAGAUCCGCUACUCUCCGAUUCAAUUGAGCUUGCUCGACUUCCGCCCCGCCCAAUUGACCACCUCGUUCCGCCUCAGGUUCCAGCUCGGAUGCCCAACCUUCGAGAUUAACAAGGUCCUUCCGUUUCCCCCUUCGGCCGCUGCGGCGUCUUCCUCGCCCCGACAGUCGGCUGUCACCGUCAUAGCGAUUUUCCACGAAGGCAGAAUAGGGUAUUGGAGAAACGGAGAUGAGCACUGGACUCUGUUAGACGGCAGAAGCUUCGAUUACGACGACAUAAUCAUCCACCGAGGUCAGUACUACGUCAUCGACCGAUUGGGGAAACUGUCCCUGAUCGAUUCGUCCCUGAGAUUCGACGAAUCCUACCCCUCGCCGCGGUUCCUCCGCGACGGCUCCAGCGGCGGCGGGCAGAAGAAUCUGGUGGAGUCCGGGGGAGAUCUGUACUUGGUCGAUCGGUACUUGAGCGGGAGGAGGAGGAACUGGAAGGAUGUGGAUAAUGCGAUUACCAACAGCUUCCAUCCGAUCCGAUUCCUUGUGGGUACGAGGAGGGGAAGGAAGUGGAACCCUAGAGCGGUGGAUUUCAAGGUCUACAAGCUGGAUGAGGAAAUCGGGGAAUGGGUUGAGGUGAAGUCGUUUGGGGAUGAUGGUAGAGUGUUUGUCCUGACGACGGAGUGUUGUUUCUCGGCUCCGGCUGCGCAGAUCGCCGGCGGGAAGGACUGCAUUUACUACUCGGAUGAUGAUGAUUAUGUGGCCAGGAACAUGAUGAGGACGGAGAGCAUUCGGGUGUUUCAGUUGGGGGAUGGGAGUAUUGAGGAAGUGAAAUCGUUGCCUCGCGAGUCUAAUGUUUUUCUGCCUCCUGGCUUUCGUAUGGAGUUUUAGAUUAUAGAAGCAGCCAUUCUUGACUUUGUUGUAGCUUCAUCUGCAGGUUUUGUCCACCUCUGGAGUUAAAGUUUGCUCUUUUCUUUCUUCUCUUGGCUCUCGCCAUUGAUGGUAAAAACUGAAAAGAAACAACCAUUACUCUU
Molecule: messenger RNA, 1963 nt
Organism: Linum trigynum
Lineage: Eukaryota; Viridiplantae; Streptophyta; Magnoliopsida; Malpighiales; Linaceae
Source: the annotation of a GenBank genome assembly